AUGCUGCCAGAGAAGGACUCCCUCGAGGCCUCGCUCCCUAGUGCUGACUCCAGACGUGGCAGUACGAAAGAGGCCCACAGUGUUGUGAGGGAUGCUGAUGUUGCUGCUCGGUUCCUCGCAUCCCUCGACGACUCAGUCAAACACAGGCCAAUCACUCCGAAAGAAGCCCGCAAGGUCCUUUGGAAAAUCGAUCUUACCAUCCUACCUCUGCUAGGGAUAUCAGUCAUCAUCGCAUGUGUCGACAAGUUAGUCAUUUCGAAUGCGGCAAUCUACGGCAUGGCGACAGACACGAAGCUCGUAGGGGACAAAUUUGCAUGGGUUGGAAGCGUCUUCUACUUCGGAUUUCUCCUUUUCGAGUACCCCUCUUCUUUCCUCAUUCAGCGCUUACCCGUAGCCAAAUUCUUCUCGGCCACCGCCCUGGUGUGGGCUACCAUGAUGUGCUGUACCGCAGCAACCAACAACUUUGCCGGCCUUGCCACAGUCCGCUUCAUCAUGGGCAUGUCAGAGGCAUGCCUUUUCCCCGUGUGCAACGUCUUUACAGUCAUGUGGUGGAAGAAUCAAGAACAGCCUUUCCGUAUUGCCUGUUGGAUGUCCCCAUUCUCGUCCAUUUUCAUCGGCAUAGUCGGUUACGGGGUUGGGAAUGCGCACACAUCCCUCGCCAGCUGGAGGCUGCUCUACCUCGUCCUCGGCGGCUUCUCCCUCCUCUGGGCCGCAGUCCUCUUCUUGCUCCUCCCCGACUCGCCCACGCAAUGCCGGUACAUGUGCGACCGCGAGAAGUUCGUCUGCCUCGAGCGCAUCAAAAGCAACAACACGGGCGUAGAAGACAAGAAGAUCAAAUGGUACCAGGUCCGCGAGUGCUUCUGCGACCCUAAAACUUGGCUGCUUAUCGUCUUCGGAAUCGCCCAGAAUAUCCCCAACGGCGCAAUCACGACCUUCGCCGCCAUCAUCGUCUCGGGCAUGGGCUACACCCCGCUCGCCACCGCCCUCCUCGGCAUCCCGACCGGCAUCGUCGCCGCGCUCUGGGCCUGGCUGUUGUCCUGGCCGGCAGGGCGGCUGGCGCACGCGCGCUGCCUCCUCGUCGCGCUCAGCAACCUCGUUACCAUCGCCAGCGCGCUGCUGAUGUGGCAUCUGCCGCGCAGCAACAAAGUCGGCUUACUGGCGUCCUACUACGCCUUCUACACGUACUGGGCGGCGUACGUGCUGGGCGCGACGCUGCCGCUGGCCAACACGUCGGGCCACUCGAAGAAGGUGGCGACCAACGCCCUCGUCUUCGUCGCCUACUGCGUCGGCAACAUCGUCGGCCCGCAGCUCUUCCGUGACGUGCACGCGGACACCGCGUCCGACGAUGAUGAUGAUGAUGGUGAUCAUGGGCGGCGGUACGCAGCACGCGGGUACGCUGGGUUGCUGGUCUGCCUGGUCGUGGCCAUGGCGGCCAUCCUGGCCUACGGCGCGUUGUGCGCGGUCGAGAAUAGGAGAAGGGAUCGCCACGGCGGUGUCGUCGUCGUCAGCGCUGCUCAUCACGGCGAGGGGAGUGAUGACGAUGGGCAGCGGCGUGACGAUGAUGAGCCGCAGCUCGCGGAAGGGGGGGAAGGAGCAUUCUCAGACAAGACGGACAGGGAAAAGAAGGACUUCCGGUACACGUAUUGA
This is a messenger RNA of Lasiodiplodia theobromae, 1647 nucleotides long. RefSeq names its product Allantoate permease. The transcript is spliced from 4 exons. Gene Ontology annotation, biological process: transmembrane transport. Gene Ontology annotation, molecular function: transmembrane transporter activity. The coding region runs from base 1 to 1647 and encodes 548 amino acids. The record is from RefSeq and is a predicted model, not a curated record. NCBI's taxonomy places the organism in Eukaryota, Fungi, Ascomycota, Dothideomycetes, Botryosphaeriales, Botryosphaeriaceae. Gene Ontology annotation, cellular component: membrane.